AUGGCCCACCAAAAGUGCGAUCAUGGUGAUUCUGCCUUGCACGCGUUUCGUGCCCAGGAAAUCCAACAACCGCUCCAUAAUAGCAUACCAGCGGAGCUUCUGCCCCGAUUUGACCCCGUUUACGUCGAGUACUACAACAAGUACAAUGUUGGACGUCUGCAUACUCACGAAGUGCCGAUAGAGGACUAUCGUCAGGAUCCGGCAAGGUACACGGUCUUCUACGGUAGUGAACCAGGGCCCAAUGUCUUUCGCCUUACGGAACAGCAGUGUCCUGUUAAAGGAGGAGAGAUCACUAUCCGCAUUUUCGAGCCAGCAUUAAAAAACGACGAUCAGGGUCAGCCUCUGAAGAGAGCAGCCUAUGUCAAUUUCCACGGCGGCGGAUGGGUGUUUGGUGGGCUCAACACCGACCAUGAUUACUGCAAAAGACUUGUCCACGCUCUUGAUGGAGAAAUGGUUGUUUUCGAUGUCGAUUACCGACUGUCGCCCGAGCAUCGUUUUCCUAUUCCCGUAGAUGACUGCUGGACAGCUUUCAAUUGGAUCCGCUCCCAGAAAGCAGAAGAAUUCAAUAUCGAUCCAGACCGAUUCGCCGUGGGCGGACCAUCAGCUGGAGGCCAUCUCGCUGCCGUUGUCAGUCAUCUCUGUCGUGACGCGCAGAUACCUCUACGCCUACAGGUCUUGAGUGUGCCAGUGUGUGACCUGCACGGUGCCUUUACCCCAGAUGGCAAGUUUGACCGCGAGAGUUGUCCCUACGAUUCAUAUCGAGAGAUGGAGUUUACUCCGGCACUUCCUAUGGCUCGUAUGGCAUACUUCCAUAAGCACUUUCUGGGAGUGCCCCGACCAGCAGCCUCAGAAGAGGACUGGAAAAUAUCACCGAUGCUCGCCCCCAAUUUCCAGGACUUGGCCCCUGCGUUGAUCUCAACGGCAGAGCUGGAUCCUCUCCGCGACGAGGGAGAAGUCUAUGCGGCCAAGCUCGAAGCGGCAGGAAAUGUUGUGGAGCUGUAUCGAUAUGAGGGCACACCACAUACUUUCCCAUCCUUGGAGGGAAUCCUGCAUAGUGGGCGACUGCAUAGGGAGAGAGUGGUCGAAGCGUUGAAGCGCGAGUUGCUCCAGGGAUGA
Molecule: messenger RNA, 1116 nt
Organism: Penicillium atrosanguineum
Lineage: Eukaryota; Fungi; Ascomycota; Eurotiomycetes; Eurotiales; Aspergillaceae
Product: alpha/beta hydrolase
Exons: 3
Coding region: 1-1116 (371 amino acids)
Molecular function (GO): hydrolase activity
Source: RefSeq, a predicted model, not a curated record